This is a messenger RNA of Epinephelus fuscoguttatus (brown-marbled grouper), 4708 nucleotides long. RefSeq names its product RAB guanine nucleotide exchange factor (GEF) 1 (gene rabgef1). Gene Ontology annotation, cellular component: cytosol; endocytic vesicle. Gene Ontology annotation, biological process: vesicle-mediated transport. Gene Ontology annotation, molecular function: zinc ion binding; DNA binding; guanyl-nucleotide exchange factor activity. The transcript is spliced from 10 exons. The record is from RefSeq and is a predicted model, not a curated record. Bases 171 to 1889 code for a protein of 572 amino acids. NCBI's taxonomy places the organism in Eukaryota, Metazoa, Chordata, Actinopteri, Perciformes, Serranidae.
UUAAGAUGAUAAAUUGAAUAAAUGUUCCUCAUAUCGGUGAGAUCCCGUGAUCGUCAGAGUCAUGGUAACGUCAUUGUCUUCACCCUGUAGGUUUCGUCAUCUCCUAACCACAGAAGAGGAGGUCUGUUCCUGCUCCUGAUCGGUGAAAACAUUACAGGUUGUCCAGCAUCAUGAGUCAGCGGACGGAGCGGCGGGGGGGGAUACACGUGGACCAAUCGGACCUGCUGUGCAAAAAGGGAUGCGGUUACUAUGGCAACGCAGCCUGGCAGGGCCUGUGCUCCAAGUGCUGGAGGGAGGAGUACCAGCGGGUGCGGCAGAAACAGAUCCAGGACGACUGGGCCUUGGCAGAAAAGUUGCAGCGGGAGGAGGAGGCGGCAUACGCCAGCAGUCAUGGAGCACAGACACAGUCCCACCCCCAGCCCACGGCACCACAGCCACAUCCGGGGCACGUCUCCCUGGGACCCUUCUCCAAGUUUGAGGAGAAGAAGACCAACGAGAAGACACGGAAAGUGACCACCGUUAAGAAGUUCUUCAGCCCUUCAUCACGCACUGCUCCCAAGAAAGAAACCCAAGAGGGCAAGACUCCCAGUCCGUCCAUUAGCCGCCAUGCCAGCUUUGAUACAGACCAGGUGUCCAAGGACUUUGUGGACUUCUUGAAAAACCUCCAGAAGCCCGGCCGGGAGAUCCACAAGCAGUGCCGAGCCUUCAUUGUGAACAUGUCGAGCAAGAAGGACCUGAGUGCUGACGAGCUGUCGGAGUGCGUUCAGGAUUUCUACCAGAACCUAGCCGACCGGUUGAUGGGUCACUUUAAAGGCUCUUCAGAGUCUGUGGAGCAGGUGAUGGACCAAGUGGAAAAGUACAUCAUGACUCGUCUGUAUAAGAGUGUGUUCUGUCCUGAAACCACUGAUGAUGAGAAGAAGGAUCUGGCCACGCAGAACAGGAUAAGGGUUUACAGAGGAUGGUCCCAAAAAGAGAAAAUAUCCAGAGAGCCAAAAUGCCUUGUUGAUGCCAGAGGUCAGAGGAGAAUGGCCAGACUGGUUCAAGAUGAUAGAAAGGCAACAGGAAGUCAAAUAACCACUGGUUGCUGCAGAAGACCAUCUCUGAACCAACAAUUCAUUAAUGAUCGAGGGGCGUUACACUGGGUGACCAUCCAGAUGCUCUGUGUGUCUAUGGACGAAGAAAUCCCCGAAGUCUCUGAGAACGUGGUCAAAGCAAUAACAGAUAUCAUUGAGAUGGACUCGAAGAGGGUUCCUCGGGACAAACUCGGGUGCAUCACUCGCUGCAGUAAACACAUCUUCAGCGCCAUCAGGAUCACCAAGAACGAGCCGGCCUCAGCUGACGACUUCCUCCCAGCGCUCAUUUACAUCGUGCUCAAAGCCAACCCUCCACGACUUCAGUCCAACAUCCAGUACAUCACCCGCUUCUGUAACCCCAGCAGGCUGAUGACCGGAGAGGACGGAUACUACUUCACCAACCUGUGCUGCGCAGCGGCUUUUAUCGAGAAGUUGGAUGCUCAGUCUCUGAAUCUUUCCCCAGAGGAAUUCGAGCGCUACAUGUCAGGCCAAGCCUCGCCGCGAUGCAGCUCAGAGGGCGACUGGUCUCAAGCUGACCCGGCACCAGCCGCCACCAACCCAGUCCUGGCUCAGCUCAAUCACAACCUGGAGGUGCUGUCGGGCCUCAGCAGCCGGCAGGAGACGCUGAUGGAGGCUGCUCAGAGCCUGCAGGCCGACCUCCUCUCCUGGCCCCAGAGCGUGCAGAGGGAGGUGCAUGACAUCCUGGAGAAAUACCCUCUAGAGGUUCUGUCUCGCACCAUUUCGGCCAUUGAUGCCAAUAACGUGGACAAUGACAACCUGCCGCCGCCACUCACGCCACAGGUGUUUGCUGGGUAGUGGAGUCCACAGAGGGAGGACAACAUUUCACAGCUGGCGACAGUUCUCCUGCCUUGAAUAGUCAGCUCAUUUCCCAGUGUGUUUCAUGGUAACUUUCCACAUCUACUAACCUCCUGAAUGUUGCUAAGCUGUAGUGCCCCUUAAACGCCCGGUCACGCCAAUAUUUAUGACAAAGAAAUUAGUUAAUUUCAAUGGAAUUGGAUCUGUUGAUAGAUUUGCUAGUGUGGAUAAAACUUGGUGAACAUUAACAUGCAAAUUUGCAUUGUUUAACAAAAUCAAGUUGUCUGAAUGGUGCUGACCUUCUGGGGAAUGAAGGACACGAAUGUCGCUUAUUAGUUGUUUGCAGUGGUGGACAGUAACUAAGUACAUUUACUCAAGUACUGUACAUUGAGAUACAUGUAGAUUUUAUUUCUAUUUUUUGCAUCUAUAUACUUCUAUUCCACUACUUGAUAACUUAAAGGGGGACUACGUCCAUUUCAAAAUUCAGAAAUUUUAUGCCUAUGGUCCAGGCAAUCCCAAAAUAUCAGUAAACAUGAACAAAACAAAAGUCUUUCCUGUUCUAGGGAAGAAUAACGUCAUGUGUAUCAAGGGUUAUCAUGUCCACCUCAUCAGAAACUGGGGAGGUGUUAGGAGGAAUAUUGGAUUUCUCUGGAAUGCUAACUUUUAGCGCGUUAGAUAACAUAAGUUUCCAUAGCAAAACAAACAAGUGUCAUCCUCCUUUGUAAGAUUGGCUUCCUGUGACAUCAUCCAUCUACUGAGUGAGAGCGUAUGGGUCGGCCAGUCUGGUCUUGUUCGUCAGUGUUUACUUAUUCAAGUAACACUGGUGGUCCCGGAGAGUGAGUGACCUGACAUGGUGCGUUGGUAAAUUCAGUCUGACGCUCUAAACUAAAAUGAGAGCCCUGUUGGUGGAAGAAACGGAGCGUUAUAUUUCUACAUGAAUGAACCAACGGUUAACUUAAUCACACAUUGACUCCGCUCAGCGCUCUGCUGCUCUGUCUCCGAGUGAGAGUGCCAUGCUCUGGAUAACCCAAUGGUACAUUCAGACAGCGCUCGAAUUAUGAAUGGUCCAGUUUGUGUCAGAGUACACUCCCACACUCAGAAUGAGUAUUUCUGAAUGCACCACUCACAUCAUCUUCCUCCAUUGUCUAAAACAAGACAACAGAACUUGUUAGCUAGCGCUAGCUAAUGUCUAUGGAGAAUUGUUUUGCAUCCAGCUAAGCCCCGCCCACCCCCCAAAAUCAUACUGUUUACCAAUAGAAAAAGGUUCUAUAUCAAAAGUAAAAAAAAAAAAAAAAAACCUCCAAGUGUGAAUCACUUUAUUUUCCCUGUGAAUUAGAACACAGUCUGAGGGGCCACCCGGCACCCUGUAGGGUGCCAGAUUUGUCCCAUGGGCCAUAAGUUGAGUAUCUCUGCUUUAUUGUCACUCAUCUUUUAAAACCAGAAAAAGACUUAUGAUAUACAAAUAUCCAAAAUCUGGCAGAAAAAUCACAACAUCACAACAAGCAGCUUGUUACCAUGUCACCUGUUACAACCACACAGAUAAACUUUUCCACUUUUUGGUGUGACCAGAUUUUUAUGUUUAUCAAAUCGAAGCCCUCUCUGCUCUCUCAUCAUUUCUACUUGUUACCAUUUCCAGUUGAAGUGACCACAGUUACUGGUUUGUCUGAUACCGCACAAAGAAAAAAUAACAGCAUGUAUAAACCUCUGUAUAUCAGUGAUGUGUUUCUGUUUGGGGCCAGUUUUUGACCUGUUAUCCAACAUGUUUUUUAAAAUAUUUUACUUGUUAAUAUCGUGACAUAGUCUGAUUUCAUGCUGUUUUUUAAUAUUUGUGUUUUAUUGUGGACUAAAAUCCAGCUGGAAACACAUUGAUAAAAAAAAAAAAACACAGAACCACUCUAGAACACAUUCUCAUCAUGGUCAAGUAUUAACUUAAUUUAACUUCAAAAGGGUCAUUCAGUUGUUAUUUUUAUUUUAUAAAACACUGUUUAAAUGUUGUACUGUGUUUUUAGAAUUCGCUGUAUUUUUGCAGGCCUGCUCACCUCCAUAAUGAAACAGUGUUAGAGUGUAAAAUACACGUUACGACAGAAAACUAGAAAUAAUGUAUUUUAAAUAUUGAUUUAUUUUGUCAGUGUGUGAUGUACUGUAUGAUAUUGGGUGUAAAGAACGCCUGCUGAAACUCUGCUGCCCUGCCACUGCUUUUGUUUGUGUGCUGAUUCAUUGACCUGAGAAUCUUUUUGCCAAAUUUAAUAACAUUUCUGUAAAUGACCACAUUUAUUCAUCUGCAGAGAGAAUCAGGGCCUGUGUGGUUUCACUAAUUCAGACUAGUCUUUAAUGCUGCUCUCCCUGCUGUAGGCUUUCCUUGUAUGGUCAUGGAUGGGCAGAGAGGUGUGCUCUCUCAGCCGUAGGAUUUCCAUGUACGCGCAUGGAAGGACAAGGAGGUUUGCUCUCUCUGCCUUAAGGAUUUCCAUGUACGUGCAUGGAAGGACAGGGAUAUUUUCUCUCUCUGCCUUAGGCUUUCCAUGUAGGCGCGUAGAAGGGCAGAGAGAUGUGCUCUCUCCGCCUUAGGCUAUCCACAUAGGUAUGCGGAAAGGCAGAGAGGCCCCAGAACAGAGCCAUCCCGCCAAAUAUAAUACUGCAAAUGGAAAUAAAGUUUUCUUUGGUAGUGACUGAACUGCUGUAAACUACAAAUCUUCAAAUGGACCACACAACAAAAAGUGAAAAGUGAGUGAUGGCCCUGACAAUGGAGGAUGCUAAUUGUUAGUAAAUGUUAUAAAUUAUAUUAACUGCUUUUUGUUUUUCAUUUGAGUGAAAUAAAGACG